Molecule: messenger RNA, 201 nt
Organism: Oikopleura dioica
Lineage: Eukaryota; Metazoa; Chordata; Appendicularia; Copelata; Oikopleuridae
Source: the annotation of a GenBank genome assembly
AUGAAUGAUACUGCUGAAUUGAAAGAAACAUUCAACAACUCAUUUCUUUGGGUCAUGCUACCGAGCCUUCUGGUGUUCUUCGUCGUUGCUUUCAUUUUCUACUUUUUUCAUGGAAUCACGCUGACGAAGAACAAGGCGAAUCGAGCGUCGCUUUUGAGCAAAAGAAGAUACACGACUACGGGGACUCCUCAAUAUUACUAA